CGUCAAAGCAAUUAUGGCCCCGCAGGCAGCGUCGGCGUCGCUCAAGCCGUUCCUGGUCAAGUUGGUGCCGCUCUGCUUCGUCGCUGGCGCGUGCAUGGAGCUCUUCAUGGUCAAAACAGGGUUCUAUGACAUUGUGACGAAGAACGAGGCGGAAGUCCGAGCGCAGAAACGCGCCGAACGGAACGAGUACCUCCGCCAGCGCGAGCAAGCACACAAUCCAUCGCGAUAAAGAAUCGGAUUACAACUCGUUCUAUCACAUCUAUCACACAUCUGUUCGAAAC
Aphanomyces invadans is the source of this 281-nucleotide messenger RNA. RefSeq lists its product as hypothetical. The record is from RefSeq and is a predicted model, not a curated record. NCBI's taxonomy places the organism in Eukaryota, Oomycota, Saprolegniomycetes, Saprolegniales, Verrucalvaceae. The transcript is spliced from 2 exons. Bases 14 to 229 code for a protein of 71 amino acids.